Molecule: messenger RNA, 4378 nt
Organism: Hypanus sabinus (Atlantic stingray)
Lineage: Eukaryota; Metazoa; Chordata; Chondrichthyes; Myliobatiformes; Dasyatidae
Product: UPF0500 protein C1orf216 homolog
Exons: 4
Coding region: 1209-2012 (267 amino acids)
Source: RefSeq, a predicted model, not a curated record
UCGUGUCGAGACCCUUCGGCGUGACGAAAUGUCGAGUGUACUUAUUUCCAUAGACGCUGCCUGGCCUGCUGAGUUCCUCCAGCAUUUUGUGUGCGUUGCUUGGAUUUCCAGCGUCUUCAGAUUUUCUCUUGUUUGAGAAAAGGGAAUACCAUUUUCACCGGAGACAGGGUCGGAAGAGGUAUGGUCAAGAUAGCCGAGAGGAGAAUGAUGUGUUGUAUGCGGAGGCUCAUGGGGUUGAUCUCAUUGCUGUUUAUUGAGCCUGCCCUGUGCAAAUUGGAUGCAAUUUUCAAAAAGUACUUAUAUUGGCUGUGAACCUAUAUAAGAGUGUUUGCCCCCGUUUGCUGACACCAGUAAUCAUAGGCUCCAAUACCAGCAUCUAUUGCUUCUCUUAACAAUAAUCUUUGCAGCUCCUUUGAGGUAAGCCUGUCUCAUGUUAAAAUUUCAUUAACACAAGAGACCCUGCAGAUGCUGAAAAUCAAGAGUAAUACCUACAAAAUGGUGGAGGAACUCAGCUGGUCAGAAGUCCAGAUGAGGCCUGAAACAGCGACUGUUUGUUCAUGUCCAGAGAUGAUACCUAACCUGCAGUUAAUUUUACUUCUCAUAAUUUAAUUUUCACUUACAUUUUCAUUAUCUUCUCUGAAGAUGUCAUUUCUGGUGUGUUGGUAAUGUUGGCCACUUGCUGACUCUACCUCGUAUCUUUGAUAUUGCCUUUGGUUGAGGCUGACAUACUUUAUCCAUUAAUAAGCAGAGCUAUAAAGUUGCUUUAAAAAACAAAGAAUGGCUUCAGUUGGUGAAGGAUGCUAAAUGUUUUAGCUCAGAAUGAGUUUAGUAUUAACAUGCUUGGUAGAUGGUGAUAAUUUGCCUUCACAUUUGUUAUUUGAAGUAUUCUCUUGUCACUGAUAAUGGAUCUCAUUGGAAGUACCGUUGCUGCACCUAAUCCAACAUGGUCGUUGUGAUGUGGAUGGCGUCACUGGAGAAACAUUGAAGAUAGUGGAUAUAUUCAGCAAAAACAAGCAGCAGACAUCAUAUUGAAACAAUCUUAUCAUUUUCGCUCCAAAUACUGUGUGUAAAUGACUGAUGUGAAAGAAAGUUGUCAAGAUUUUUAGGCUAUAACACUGGACGCUUUUAUUUAUGUGUUUCACGUUUCUUCUGAGAAGCCACAAGAUCCAAACUAUUUCCUUGUAUUCAGCUUUUUAAAGUAAAUCAGUAUGUUUGCUAUUGAGGCACUGGGAGCCCCUGAACUUUCUUCAAGUUCUCAACUUUGCCAUGGAACGCAUGGACUAGAAAUCAGGAGUGAAGCCAUUGGUAUGACAGAUAUCAAGCAGGACAAGAAUUCUAACUUUGUGGUAGAGCAAUCCAGCAAGAAUGAGAUCUUUGGCAAGCUUCCGUCCAAAGGGACCACAUUGAGAAAUAGUCCUCAACUGAAAAAUGAACCGGAAUUGCAAAUAAAGAAAGAGAAGGACAGUCCUUUUUCCUUGAGUUUGGAGUCAGGGAGCACCAGGCCACCUUCAGGGGAGUGUGUCCGAAUUCCACCGGAGGGAGCUGAAGUGGGCCACCCCAGCAAACUUACCAAGGUUGUGGAAUGUGAAGAGCCUACUGUCUCCCCUUCAGAUGACAAUGGUUACUCCAGCAGUUGCUUGAGUAUCGAAAGUCCAGAUAGUGUCGAAGGAAACAUCUGGGAGACAGGUGAAACGGUCAAGAGGGAUAAACUCGAUCCUUGGCAACAAGCUGAGGUUGAAAGCAUUCCUGGGACUCCACCUGCUGCAGAUUCUUUCUUGCCUUCAAUAUUUGAAGCAGUCCAGAGUCUUCAAGAGAAGCAAAGGUUCAAAGAGCAGGAGAAGGAGAAGCAUCAGACCCAAGUGAUCAUGUACCGCCGCUUGGCCUUGCUGCGAUGGAUCCGUAGCCUCCAGCAGAAAGUCGUGGACCAUCAAAACCGGCUGCAGGAGAGCUACGACACCAUCCUGAGCAACCGCAAAGAGCUGCUCAAGCUCAUCAAACAAGGAGUCAUCUAGCAUGACGAUGACCAAUGCAUGUUGUUCGGCAUCUGGCAAACCGCUGUGAUCGCCUUCUCUCCUGCAAUCAGUUUUAGUAAAACUCAAUUAUUCAUCUUAGAAACUCAGUGACAGAAGUCAGGACAUGUGAGCAACAUUAAUGUGUCACUGUUUGACUGGAUGAGAGAGCUUGCUUCCCACUAUCUUGCUGCUUCUUGAAGUGAUAGUCCCCCCUUAUUUUUAAGGCUGCUUUCUGAGAUGCAUGAGAAGGUAAACUGCUGAAAAAUGGAGAUUGAGUGGGGAGACCAUUUUCAACCCUGGCUGGUUCACCUGGGCAAGUGUGUACCGUAUUGAAAGACCCCAAUGACCCCAGGUUGUUACAUCACUGAUGAAGAUGCACUUCCUAGGACGUAUUGCAGCGUCAGUCAAAUUGUUGGAUCUGGUAAUCGCUUAAUCUCUACUGAGAUCUGUUUUUAUUUUGUAAAAAGAAAAUUACUGUCGCAUCCCUAUAUAAUCUGGAAAAGCUUUUUCCAGUCAAAAAGGUUAUAGUAGGAUCUUGCCCUGUUGCAUUUUGCAGCUGAUAUGUUCCUGUGCUAUAUAUUUUUUGUUUCUUUAUCACCUUGUUUUUAAACCAACUCCACACAUUGCUGUCCUUUUAAAAUGUAACUUUUCUUUAAUGAUCCCCUUGUUAGUCAGUCAACAAAAUAGAGCGAUUGAUGUUGCUUCAGGUUUAUUCCCCUUCUCCCUCAAAGUUGAAGCUGACUUUUGAUUUAAAAAAAAGAGAAUUAUGAAAGGAGCUGAGGAUUUUCCUUGGUAUACAUGCAGUAAAUUUGCAGAUCUUGACAUUAUGCCCACUUUUGUUUGCUUUAUCAUCAGGAGUUUUUGGUUGGAUUUAACUUCUGCUGACUCAGAUGUUUUUGUAUGCUUAAAAUCUUUGUGUGCUUGAAAUAUAUUGACACUUCUCAUUAGUUAGCCCAGAAGUCCCCAAUCUGUUUUAAUGCGAUUGAUUCCUACUAUUAACAGAGGGGUCUCUGGACCCCCAGGUUGCAAAACCAAGUUAGUCUGUACUUGGUUCAGUUUUACACACAAAGUUCAAAUGGAACUAAAGAAAUGUGCUAAUUUGUAAAAAUCUCUUCUAUUCAUAUUUUAAUAUGAUAUGAAUUGAAAUUAAAGUCCUUUUAGUUUGGAACUCAUGGAUCAAUAGUUACAAGCUUCCUCACAAACAUUAAUUAUAUUAGAUAUUGGAUCUAAAAAACAUACACUUUACCUGUAACAGAUAAUCAACUUUUAAUAAAAAUGUAAAGUUUGUAUUUAAAGCUAGCAUGUAGAAUAACUAUAUUGUAUCCAUUUGCUCAUGGAGAUCAUUUAUAGAUGGAUAAGAUUCAUAAGAUGUGCUCUUUAGUCAGAAAUUGCAUUGUCAAUAAAGGCAGCAAGGCAUUGUGAGCUGAACAAUAUUCUGAGGGACGGACCUUUUAUAAGCAUACCUGGUUCUGAAGCUGUUCUGGUAUUGACUGAUCUUAUUGUUUGGAUAAUACGUGUCUGAAAUUUGAGGGAACCCUCUCAUGGAUUGGAUCAAAUGUUAUUUGAUGGUAGGGGUUUUCUGAAAAUCUGAAACUACUGGCUUUUUCUUUCUGGUUUGUUUAAAGCAUUGAGAUAUUCAUGUAGGCAUGAUUAUCUUCUUGUAAAAAUAGCUCAUAUCAUGUGUAAUGUAAGCAAGUGGGCAGAAGAAACAAUUAUUCCAUAUGUAUUAUGGUUAUGUUUGUCAUCUGACCUAUCUUAAUAAUGUUUGCCCAAAUAUAGCUGCAAUUUUUUUUUCUGAAUGACUACCAUCACUAUGAUAUGUGUGUGGUUAAUAGGAAUUAAUGAUGUGCAAUUAUUAAUUAAUAUAAAGUGAACUAUUAUAUAUUAAUGACUAUUUACAGAACUAUAUCUGUGCUAUCAUGCCUACAUCAAGUGAACUAUUAUAUAUUAAAGACUAUUUAUAGAACUAUAUUGGUGUUAUCAUGUCUGUAAUACUAAGCACCUUCAAAUAUAAAGUUUUAGUCAAAGUUUGUCUUAUUACUAAAUAAAUCAGUGAUUUCUUAAUGAGUUCUUUACACAUUGUUUAAUAACUGUAGAAAUGGUCCACCAAUAUGAAGAACUGAUAAGCAAGGUUUUCAGCCUGCUCUGAGGUUUGGACCUAAGGACCCAAUUUGGUUCAGAAUGCUUUUGGUUUGCUUCAAUUUGAUGCAUGAUUUGUGGGGUUUUAUCCCCCCUUUUAGGUGUUGGUCUUUUUUUUCUUUAAUUGCAUUCUUUCGGUUCUCUUGCUCUGUGGCUACCUACAAGCAAGUAAAUCUCAAAGUUGUAUCAUCUACACAUUCUUUGAUAAUAAAUGUACUUUGAAUCUU